Molecule: messenger RNA, 6305 nt
Organism: Scylla paramamosain (green mud crab)
Lineage: Eukaryota; Metazoa; Arthropoda; Malacostraca; Decapoda; Portunidae
Product: probable phospholipid-transporting ATPase IIB
Exons: 21
Coding region: 608-3898 (1096 amino acids)
Biological process (GO): retrograde vesicle-mediated transport, Golgi to endoplasmic reticulum; phospholipid translocation; endocytosis
Cellular component (GO): trans-Golgi network; endosome; plasma membrane
Molecular function (GO): ATP hydrolysis activity; ATPase-coupled intramembrane lipid carrier activity; magnesium ion binding
Source: RefSeq, a predicted model, not a curated record
ACCUAAUUCCUCACCCAACGCAGGUGAUUUCAUUGUUCACUUGCGUGGUGUGAAAAUACAAGGAAAAUGUUUUCCGCAGUAAGUCAGUGUGGGAGGAGUGGCCAGGCUGUAGUGUUGUACUGAUAUGCCAAGUUGAACCAUGUUUUAUCUUAAUACAGUAAACAUGAAGUCAUCCUUUUUUCAUCACUAUCUUGCUUUGAGCGUUCAUAGUGCGUUUUACUCGUAAAUAGUUAAGUUUUUUUUUCCUUGUCCUAGCUGAUAAGGAGGCCGGAUGUAGUGGUGUAAUCCCCACCAGGGUGACUUUUAGGAAGCUGGGAGGCACCUGACCUAGUAAAGGGCGUCCUGGGCACCACCGAACCAAUGCUUGUGUUGAUUUGAAUUCCUAGUGAAGUUCAUUAUCAAUUUGGUUUUAGUUAAUCAAGUCAUCUUGACACAGGAUGAACUCAAGAAUCUUUCUUUAUAAAGAACAUGGACAUCGAAAAAGAAAAAUUAAACGAAGGUGAUUAAAGGUUGCGAGUCCUUUGUGUUGGAAAACCCGAGCUAAGCGCACGUAACCCCAAAGCUGGAGUCUCGGCCUAGCACAGCACCGCCUGCCCUCCCUCCCCCCAUGCAUGACCUCCACGGCCAAACAACAGGUGGUAUUAUGAUGCACGCAGCUGUCGAUGGGGAUUUUGAGGCUGACGAGUCCCAGUACCUCCUCUCUGACACAGACACAGAGACCCGCACCUUCAGGAUGACGGGUACCCAGAAGCUGUGUUGCCUCUCCUACUGCGUGCGUAACUGCCUGGCCCGGCUGUGUGAGGGUCUGGUCAACUGUUGCCUGCGUCGCCGCCAGCUCACGGCGCGCUCAGUCCGUGUUGGUCACCCCACCGUGGAGAAGUUCCCUGCCAAUGUCAUACGAAAUCAGAAGUACAAUUUCAUUACCUUCAUUCCAUUGGCACUGUUUGAGCAAUUCAAGAUGUUCCUGAAUCUAUAUUUCCUAGUCAUGGCCACCUCACAGUUCAUUCCUGAGCUGCGUAUUGGCUACCUCUACACAUACUGGGGGCCCCUGGGGUUUGUUAUCAUGGUUACUCUGAUCCGUGAGGCUGUGGAUGAUGUGAGGCGCUGGCAAAGAGAUAAAGAAGUGAAUCAACAGAAGUACAAGAAGCUAACACCACAGGGAGCACAGCGCACCAUCACCAGUGCCAACAUCAGGGUCGGAGAUCUCAUAUUUGUGGAGAAGGACCAGCGAGUGCCGGCAGAUGUGGUAUUCCUCCGCACCACCGAGGCAAGUGGCACUUGCUUUAUCCGCACAGACCAGCUAGAUGGCGAGACUGACUGGAAGCUGCGCCUUGCUGUCCCAGUCACCCAGAAGCUGGAGACCAACGAGGAACUGUUCUCCAUGGAUGCAACAGUGUAUGCUGAGAAGCCCCAGAAGGACAUAUACACCUUCAUAGGUACUUUCACCAAGCAUGACACAUCCACAGAGGAAUCCCUGAGUGUGGAGAACACUGUGUGGGCCGACUCCGUGGUGGCCUCUGGCAGACUGCUGGGGCUGGUCAUCUACACUGGCUCUGAGACCCGCGCCGUCAUGAACAAUGCAGCACCAAGGUCAAAGGUCGGCCUUCUUGACCUGGAAAUCAACAAUCUAACCAAGUUGCUGUUUGUGGCAGUGCUGGGCCUGACAGUGGUGAUGAUGCUCUUGAAGGGGUUCAGUGGGCCCUGGUACCGCUAUUUCUUCAGGUUCAUGCUUCUCUUCUCAUACAUCAUCCCCAUCAGCUUGCGAGUGAACCUUGACGUGGGGAAGGCCUUCUACUCUUGGGUCAUCCACCGGGACAAGGAUAUGCAGGGAACAGUGGUCCGGUCCACCACCAUCCCCGAGGAGCUGGGCCGCAUCACCUACCUCCUCACUGACAAGACUGGCACACUCACCCAGAACGAGAUGGUGUUCAAGAUCCUCCACCUCGGCACUGUGGCUUACGGAUCUGACACUUUUGAUGAGGUGACAACACAUGUGGCGACCUUCUUUGGCAAGGAAAGCAGCAGCAGCCAGGGAGCUACUGCCACACCCACACGCAUGCGAAGGACAGUGGUGACACGGGUUGGGGAGGCAGUGAAGGCUCUAGCACUCUGCCAUAAUGUGACACCUGUGUAUGAGGAAGGAGUCAACCCAGCACUAGAGGAGGGAGACGAGAUCCAGACCAACCACAAUGUUAACUACCAAGCCUCUAGUCCUGAUGAGGUGGCACUGGUGAAGUGGACGGAGAGUGUUGGCCUGCCUCUGGUGCACCGCGACCUGACCACCUUGACCCUACGCACACCGCAGGGCAAGAUGCUGACCUACACGGUGCUUCAGAUCUUCCCCUUCACCUCGGAGUCCAAGAGAAUGGGCAUCAUUGUGAGGGAUGAGUCAUCGGGCCAGGUGGUGCUGUACAUGAAGGGGGCGGACACAGUGAUGGCAUCCAUGGUGGAGUACAAUGACUGGCUGGAAGAGGAGUGCAUCAACCUGGCUCAGAAGGGCCUCCGCACACUGGUGGUGGCCCGCAAGGUGCUCACUGCUGAACAGUACACUCACUUUGAGCAACGGUACAAUGCAGCCAAGAUGAGUGUGACGGAGCGAGGGAGUCGAGUGGCGGCAGUGGUGGAGACCCUGGAGUGUGACCUGGAGCUGCUGUGCCUUACUGGGGUGGAGGACAAGCUGCAGACCAAUGUGAAGCAGACCCUGGAGCUGCUGAGGAACGCCGGCAUGAGGAUCUGGAUGCUGACAGGUGACAAGCUUGAGACAGCCACCUGCAUUGCUAAGAGUUCCCGUCUAGUCUCGCCAAACCAAGGGCUCCACAUCAUGGGUUCACUGGGCUCACGGCGGGAGGCUCAUCUGGAGUUGAAUGCCCUUAGGAGGAAGAGUGACUGUGCCCUCAUUAUCAAGGGUGAUGCCUUGGAGACCUGCCUGCAGUACUAUGAGCAUGAGCUGAUGGAUCUGGCGGUGCAGUGUCCUGUCGUGGUGGUGUGCAGGUGCUCCCCAACACAGAAAGCGGCUGUGGUGCGGCUCAUCCAACGACACACAGGGAAGCGGACAGCAGCCGUAGGGGACGGAGGCAACGAUGUGUCCAUGAUCCAGGCAGCAGACGCAGGGAUCGGUAUUGUGGGCAAGGAAGGCAAGCAGGCAUCACUGGCAGCAGAUUUCAGCAUUGAGCAGUUCCAGCACAUCGCCCGCCUCUGUCUUGUCCAUGGCCGCAACUCCUACAAGCGGUCGGCAGCGUUGUCCCAGUUUGUGAUGCACCGUGGCCUUAUCAUCUCCACCAUGCAGGCUAUCUUCUCCUCCAUCUUCUACUUCUCCAGUGUAGCGCUUUACCAAGGGUUCCUUAUGGUGGGGUAUGCCACGAUCUACACCAACUUCCCUGUGUUCUCCCUUGUGUUGGACCAGGACGUCUCACCUACCAUUGCCCUCACCUAUCCUGAGCUGUACAAGGAUCUCACCAAGGGGCGCUCGCUGUCCUACAAGACCUUCUUUGUCUGGGUGCUCAUCAGCAUGUAUCAAGGCGGGGUGCUCAUGUAUGGUGCAAUGCUGCUGUUUGAGGAUGAGCUGAUACACGUGGUGAGCAUCAGCUUCACCUCUCUCAUCCUGACGGAGCUUCUGAUGGUGGGGCUGACAGUGCGCACUUGGCAUCCCCUCAUGGUGGUGGCACAGUUCAUCUCCCUUGGCUUCUAUGCACUUUCUGUCAUCUUCAUGCACUACUUUGACUGGGAGUUCAUCAAAUCAAAGGACUUCUUCUGGAAGGUCCUCGUUAUCACCCUCGUCUCCUGCCUACCACUCUACAUCCUCAAGUUCCUGAGACGCAAGUUCACGCCUCCAACUUACUCCAAACUGGAAGAACUUAACACCUUUGGGAGCUCAAGCCUCACUCAGCAGCACCCAUGAGGCAGCUGCUGUGUGUUGGGUGCUGUGGUGUGCUGAGUACGAGUUUGUAAAAGGUGUGGUAGUUGUCAGAGUAGUGCUAGGGUGUGUGAGGCUGUGUUGGUUAUGAUAGAUUAGGACAGUGCCAGGGUGUGAUAGGAAGGGCAGGGCAGUGCUAGGGUGUGUGAGGCUGUGUAGGGUGUGACAGGAAGAUGCAGCAGUGGUAUGGUGUUGGUGUGGUGUAGUGUGGUGUUGAGGAGAGUAAGGUGUGAGUUAUUGAGAGUUACGUCCUUGCAAUCUGUGUGUGUAAAAUAUGCUAUGAUUCUACAAAAGAUAGAGAGUGUAAGACUAUAUGUGAGUUAUCCCUUAUAAGCACAACUGCCAAAAAAGCAAUUACUCUUAAGAAAAAGUGAUGGAAAGCUAAAAAGAUUCACGACAGUAAAAUUAGAUGCGUCUUCCACAGAGGUACACUAACCUGAAGGAUGAACUAACGACAGGUGUGGCACAGGUGAUAUAGAAAGUAGUACAGGGCAGGGUAGAGGCAGGUGUAUGUUGAGUAUGAGGAGAUAUGGGCAUACAGGGAGUGGGAUGAGGGUGUGAUGGGAGGCAGAGGUGCAUAUCAGGUGUUUAUUAGGUGUGAGGUUCUUGUGUACAGCAUCACUGGGAGUCUUAAUCUCUCUGGGGAGGCUUAGAGUAGCUUGGGUUUGGGGACACACAGCAGAAUUAUUCAAGAUGAAGUGCCUAGUGGUGGGGUGCAUCCUCGGCCCCUACAGAUUCAUCACACGUCUGGUAAUAAUCAAAAUGUCACACCCUUUUGUAUCUUCCUUCACGUCUCUUUCUCCUUCAUCAGUUAUAGGAGUGCUUUCAUUCAUUCAUUCGCAACUGGAGUGUUGUUUUAUAGCUCUGAUAUUUUUUAUUGAUAAUGCUAACCUGUUAUGCACUAACCUAAAUUUUUGUAUUUGUGAUGAGAUGUAUGCUCCUCUUUCACUGGGUGUAACUUGAGGGAACGUCUUUGUGAAGGCUUCCCUAGUGUGUGUGUGUGUGUGUGUGUGUGUAUGGGGUAUUCACAGAGCUUUAACUGCACAUAAAUGCAUAACAGUCAGUGGGUGAAGCACAGAGCACAUAUUAUGGGUAUUAGCAAGUCUUCAGAGGCCUUGUGUGUGCAUGUGGUUGUUUGUGUGCAAGUGUGGAAUUAAGAGUGAGAGACUUCAGUAGCCAUUGUGAUCUUUUAAAACAUAAUUGCCAAAGGGUAUAGUGUGGUUAAUUUCAAGGCAUCGGGAGGGAGGGAAAACCAGGUACUAAUAUAGGAAGAGGCAGCAACCGAGGGUAUCAAAUAUCUAAGGAAUGGUCUCUUUGUUUCCUGAUGUCUGUAAUCUCUCCAGUCAUUGCAUCAGAGGGAAUGAUGACAAGGUUCUCUAACAUACUGAAUGCAGUGCUACAAGAGGUGGUGGGCAGUGUGUAAUAGUGUUCAUAUAUUGAGUGCUGUGUGCUGAGGAAAAGUACAGAAAGUUUGUCUUCAUAGUGCUGUCUGGAAUUUCACACACUGGUAAUGGGAAAUGGUAGAGAAAGGGGAUGGGCUCAUGUCUAUUUUUGGAUGAAAUAAAUGCAGGUGAAUGUUUUUAUAGACAGGGUAGUGUUAGCUUCUCAUUUGCCAUUAUUUUUUUUUUUUUUUUUUUUUUUUCUUUCAAUUCAUGCUAUGUCUGUCUGUUUUCUGUUUGUCAUGCAGGCUGGUGCUGGAGGCUUGCGGUUGGCAGAGACAGAUCUGAUUGAAAGUUUAUGCCAGUUUAAUUUCUCCAUUUCUUAGUUUAGUGUUAUUUAUCAUCACUUUUCAGUUUUCUUAAUUAUUUUAAAGUUAGGGAGCAAUUUUUCUUUCUUUCUUUUUUUCUUUCUUUCUUUCUUUCUUUCUUUCUUUCUCUUUUUUUUUUGUACAUCACUGCUAUUUCUUAAGCUACACAACCACCAAGCCACACACACACACACACACACACACACACACACACACACACACACACACACACUGCUGAACCGUCUAUACUCACACUUUCAGUUUUCUUUUUCACGAGACUUAUGGGUAUUAGAGAUGGUGGAAAUCACUCCUAAAAGUUCCAAUUGGUCAUUUCAAAUUAGAUUCCUGUUGAUUUUCUGGCUAAGAUACCAUCAGUGACAUGUGAAAAAUUUAACUUCAGUGUAUUUACUAAACAUAAGAAAAGACAGCUUCCUACUGGUCUACAGACAUGUAUACAUACAGACAUGUUAAUUAUUUCUAUGUGUAAUUUCGUCAUAAAUACAUAUUUUAUUAUAUUUUCCUAGUAGAGGAUGAGUCUCGUCCUCUGUAUUGUGCUGACGGACACUUCCUACCUCUGGCGCGUGCUGGAGUUGUAAAAAGCCAGUAUUUAUGAUUCUCUGAGAAAAUAAAAGCAAUUUUGUACCC